This is a messenger RNA of Clonostachys byssicola, 441 nucleotides long. The record is from the annotation of a GenBank genome assembly. Lineage: Eukaryota; Fungi; Ascomycota; Sordariomycetes; Hypocreales; Bionectriaceae.
AUGGUUUAUCGAAGGAUUAGGAGCCUAAUAGUAGAAGCCGUCAAUGACGCUUUACAGGCUAUCAAGGUGGUUGGCACUUCAUCUGCUCGCCACCUUCGAAGUUCCUGGCUUUAUGUCCCAAUAGGCAUCAUGUCGAUGCUCGCCGUCUGUUUUGGCAUGCGAAUAUUCUUCUCAACUGUGGGAAUAUCAUUUCCCCCAUCCGUGGCAUGUAUGAUCAUCUUCUUCAUUCUACUGCUAUGCUGCGAAGCUUUGCUAGGCACGCAUCCAACGAACGCCGUCGUCGGGCUUAUCAAGGUGCCGGGAGACUGGGCAUUGAAAUGGAUCAACAUUUUCUUCGCCCCUGCAUUCAUAAUGCUUCCUACUAGUCCUCCAAUUGCCAUUUCUGAGGUGAUGAAGAUCAUCGCCGUAUUCUGUGAGUCGAUUCAAGUGCUGAAAGAGUAG